This is a messenger RNA of Daphnia magna, 2255 nucleotides long. RefSeq lists its product as uncharacterized. The record is from RefSeq and is a predicted model, not a curated record. Lineage: Eukaryota; Metazoa; Arthropoda; Branchiopoda; Diplostraca; Daphniidae. The transcript is spliced from 4 exons. The coding region runs from base 1152 to 2231 and encodes 359 amino acids.
UUCCUCGAAUUAAUCACGUCUCUGGUUCUCUUCUAUUACGUUGCUCGUACAUUUUCCUUUUUCUUCUUUUGUGAAUCAAAAAGUAUUUCUGUUUCUGUGUCAGCUUCUUUGUCGUCUUUUCCGUAUCUUUUCCUCUUCGUUUCUCUAAAUCAAUGCAGGCGAUGCCAGCAGAUUCUGAAAAAUUGAACAAACUAACAAACACGAAAAAUCUAACUUGAAAUAAGCAACAAGAAAAUUACUUACCCCCCUGGCACUUUAGUUUCUCGUUCGUCCUGUAUAGGAAAAUGCGUUGAUAUUUUUCGUUUAUCCUUGGCAAUAGAAUGAAAUGAAAAGUGAUAAGUGCGGACUAAAAUGAAAUAUUCCAAAAAUAACUCACGGGUAUUUUUUUGCGAUCCGUUGUUUCAUUUUCGUUGACAUAUUCUUUUCCAGUAGGGAUGUAACAAACAUUUAUUCCAACCUAUGUUUACCUGGCAAGCAAAGUGAUUGACAGACUCAUUAAAAAAGUAAAUACAAAAGUAGAAAGACAUAGUGAUAGACACGUAUUAGAAGAACGACCCUGUACUCUUUUAGCAUCCCGCAUCAGAGAACCAUCAGCUAAAUGGCCACGAGCAACGCAGACAAUUUGUACACAUGCCUCAACAAAUGUCUUUAGGUAAUCAAAAAUUUGGGUUUUAGGGAUGAAAGAACUCACACUGGUGAGGGGCAGUCGUUCUCUGCCUUUGGAGAGACGCACACAACUCGGUGUAGGUGAUUUCCUUAUCCAACUGUCUUUAAUGGAUACGUGGCGAGGAAAACUGACUUGGAUUCGCAUUUCAACGCGAUAUUUCAACGCGUAGCUUUCAAAUCUACUUUCAGAGUUUACUCAAAUAAUAUGACUAAAUUUUAAACGUAUGAGAUACUUGGGUUCGCGUAUCUCUCGAAAACUAAUUUUACAGUGGACAGUUUACCUCGUGCAAUUUUCAAUGCGAGCAUGAUUUUUCGAAAAUAUCGUCUACGUUUGACAACACUUUGCGAUCGCCACACAAUAGCAACGUUUUUUCCCACACAACACUUCAAUUUAUACAUUACACCAAUCCUCAUUUCCUAAUUUAAUCCACAGAGAAGCUCGCUUGUUUUAGCCCGUUGUAAACUAGUCAGAAAAAUACGCAAUUAUGCGCAACAGGGUAAUAUGGAAUGUUUUAGUUGUUACCCUCAUCGCGUUCGGUGCAAGUGAAAUGGAGAUUUUGAAGCCAUUACGAGUCGACAUGCGUGAAUUAUUAAGCGAAACCAAGUCUUCAGCAAAGGAAUUAGCAAAAAUGAAAAACGCUAGAUGUUUAUAUACUGACUACUAUUUCAAUCGAAAUUGCUUUAUGCUGAAUUGCGAAAUGGAUGACACGGAGAAAAUCGACAAGAUCAGCGGCCGAUGCAUUUUUAAUCAGCGCCCACUCAAGAAAUACGCAACGAGGGACGUAGUCCGUUGUUUUGAUUCGUUAUCAGCCCAAGGGCAAAGACAACCGAUGCAUAUUGCUUUCAUAGGCGAUUCAACCAUCCGUCAGCACUUUGUCAGUUUUCUACGGCUAUUUCCUGACCACGACAGCCAAAUCACGACGCAAUUUGACAGAUUCGCAAAUAAAAACUUGACUAUGCAGCAUCACGAUGAUCGCAACGUCACGAGUCAAUUGUUGGGCAAUUUACGCAUUUCUUUCUUUUGGCGCAAUCUUAUAAAUAACGAGUUGAUUGCUGAUUUCGAACGAUGGGCAUCGACUGACGACGACAGUCGAACACCCGACUAUAUUUUUUUAGGCCUGACAGUUCAUCAUCUUCUAGAAAACGACCUUAUCACAUUCAAGGAAUUACUAGAAACGAGUCUAGUGCCACUGAUUAAUAAGAGUCUAGCCAUCCAUCGGCAUCAAAGAGUUGUCUGGCUGCGUCUUCAUACUUCAAUAGAUCAAUUCUAUCAAUUGUAUGGAGGUUUUUAUACGGAAACGGUUACCGUGUACAAUGAAGCCAUCGAGCGCAUCCUCAAGAGUACGAACAUAAUACUAUGGGAUACCAUCAUCGCCAUUGUCGAGGAAUAUCUGCGUGCGUGCGCCUUAACCGCCUACACUCGCCACGAUUUCGAUCAAGUCUUAAUCGACAAAUGGAUGGAUCGAGGUUACAUGAAUUGCAACGAUUACGUACAUCCAGGAAUGACUGCAAUAGCCAUUGGUACACAACUCAUCAUCAAUCACAUGUGUGAAACAGUUGCCUAGACUUCAAUAAACAUAAAGAAGUAA